AUUUAUUUAUUUAUUUUGAUGUCAAAUAUAUAUAGUUUAUUUUGCAGGAGUUUCUGGUUGGCAUCCUAUGUCGAUGCCAAACUGUCUUGCAGAUCCUUUUAUUUCUUAUUUGUUUAUUUUAGUUCUCACUCUCACUAAUUAGGAAUCACACUCCCUCUGGUGGCCAUUAAAAGCUCAUCUUUCGGAGCUAUGGUUUUCCUCAUUUCUUGUUCUGCAGGAAACUUUUUCUCUGAGCUGUAAAUUAAAUAAAGAAAAGAAAGAAAGAAAGAAAAGAAACGCCCUCCUUUCCAAGCAGAACCUAUUCGCCGGUCGCAGUGAGUAAUAAAUCCGCUUUUUCACGGGUUUUACGGAUUUUUUAACUUCUUUGUUCCAACCUUUUCAGUUUGCUCUUCUUCUGAGACCUGGACCUGUUCAGUUACAGCUUCUCUCACCGUUUCUCCUCUGUCUUCUAAAAAAUGAAGUCUUCGACUCGGCUUGACUUGGCUGUGUUUCAGCUAACGCCCACUCGAACCAGGUAUGAUUUGGUUAUAUCUGCAAAUGGGAAGGAAGAAAAAAUAGCUUCAGGUUUGUUGAAUCCAUUCCUUGCACACUUGAAGGCUGCACAAGAGCAGAUGGCAAAGGGAGGUUAUUCGAUUGUUCUAGAGCCGGAGUCUGGAAGCGACGACACAUGGUUUACAAAGGACACGAUCGAAAGGUUUGUUCGUUUUGUAAGCACUCCAGAGGUCUUAGAAAGGGUCUACACUCUCGAGUCAGAGAUCUUGCAAAUUGACGAGGCAAUUGUGAUUCAAGGCAACAAUGAUAUGGGGCUGACUACUGUAGAAGAUUAUCAAGCUAAACCUGGAGAAGUCAACGAAGGUAGCAGGCCUGUGCUUGAUUCUAAUGAGGAGAAAGCAAUUGUCCUUUACAAACCUGCAGCAAAUCCAACUGAAGUGAAUGUAUCCACCACACAGGAGGGGAAUUCAAAGGUUCAACUUUUGAAAGUUCUGGAGACACGCAAAACUGUGCUGCAGAAAGAGCAAGGCAUGGCCUUUGCACGUGCUGUAGCUGCCGGUUUUGACAUUGAUCACAUGCCACCAUUGGUCUCAUUUGCUGAAUGCUUUGGAGCCUUGCGUUUAAUGGAUGCAUGUAUAAAGUUUAUGGAGUUAUGGAGAAGAAAGCAUGAAACUGGUCAGUGGCUUGAAAUCGAAGCAGCUGAAGCAAUGUGUAGCCGAUCAGACUUCUCUGCCAUGAAUGCAUCAGGCAUUAUGCUAGCAAAUGUGGACAACAAGCCCAAAGACUAUGAGUUGGCUUUAGAAAAUAACGGGAAAGCUAGUGCCGUAAGUGCAGAUGACAAGCCUCCUGUGGAUCACAAAACACCAUCAGGGCAUCAAGAAUACUUUCAGGGGCAGUUUCCUCCUCAUAUGUUCCCUCCCUGGCCUGUUCAUUCUCCUCCUGGUGCUCCCCCACUCUAUCAAGCGUAUCCCAUGCAAGGCAUGCCAUAUUAUCAGAAUUAUCCAGGAAAUGGCCCCUUUUUUCAGCCACCGUAUCCAUCAGUGUCGGACCCUAGACUUAAUACUGAUCCAAGAAUGGGACACAGGAGGCAUUCUAUGGAUAGUAGGAAUAGCAAUGCUGAAAUAGAAACUUGGGAGACGGAUGCUUUAAAAACAGCAUCACAAGAUGAAGUAGAGUUGGACAAGGAAGCUUUACAAACUCGAGAUUCACGGAAGAAGGCUAGCCGAUCAGGUAAAAAACAAUCAGGCAUGGUUGUCAUCCGGAACAUUAAUUACAUCACUUCAAAGAGGCAGAACUCCUCUGGUAGUGAAUCACAAUCAGCUUCUGACUCUGAAACUGAUGAAGGUGGAGAUUUACAGGCUAGUACUCUGGAGACGAGGCAUAUGGACUCCCAGAGAUCUUCCAAGAGAAAAGGAAGCCAUGCAAAAUCCAUGGAUAAAUGGAAUUCAUCUGACAAAGAAGAAAUGACCCAUGGUAAGGACAUAGAUGGUGGACAUUGGCAAGCAUUUCAAAAUUAUUUACUGAGAGAUGCUGAUGAGGACAAACGUGCAGUUGACCAAGGCAUGCUUGCGAUGGAAAAGGAGGUUCAAAUGAAAAGGAGACAAAAUACUGUAGGUGAUGAUCCUUUAGUUUUUAGUGGGCAAGAAAAGGGUGAAACACAAGAAGAUAAUGUGAUGGACAUGCAUAAAUUUAGUGGAAACAUGACCUACAAGUCCAAGGCAUCAAAUGAUGAAUUGUUGAGCGCUAGAAGAGACGGUCGAUCUGGUGAUGGUAGAAGGCAUAUGGAUAUACAGUCUGCAGAAAUAGAUGGAAGACGAGGUGGAUAUAGGAGGGGUGGCAGUGAUGAUUUUAUGGUACACAGGCAAGGAGGCCAGUCUGGCUAUACAAAUUUGCCCUCGGAUGUACUUGUAAAUGGAUUUGAUCGUGUAGCCAAUAACUUGGACAGAAGAUCAUCACAUGAUAUGGAUGAUGAUUCUUACAUUGUUGCACUAAGGGAAAAUUCACUAGAUCAAGUUGGAAACAAUGUCAGAAAUGCUAUUGACAUGGAUUCUGAAUUCCCAUUGGCAUCUCAGUUGUCAGAGAACUCAUCUAAUAGAGUUGGGAGCCAAGUCAAUCAUGAGCCAGAUGAAUUGAGUUUGAUGCCUGAACGUGGAAUAGAAAAGGAGUCAACUGGUUAUGACCUUGCUUUAGAUUAUGAAAUGCAGAUUCGUGUUCAAGAUGGUGCUUCUCUAGAUAAAAAAAAUAUGGAGGUGGAUGUCAAGCAAGGGUCUAAAAGGUUAAGCAAUGACCGUAAGUCAAGACUUGUGCCAGAUAAUUUAGAUAAAAAGAAGACUGUGGGACCAAUAAGGAAAGGAAAACCUUCAAAGUCAAGUCCUUUGGAAGAAGCACGAGCACGUGCAGAGAGGCUAAGAACCUUCAAAGCUGAUCUUCAGAAAAUGAAGAAAGAGAAGGAAGAUGAAGAGUUAAAACGAUUGGAAGCUUUAAAGAUAGAGAGACAAAAGAGAAUUGCUGCAAGAGGGAGUUCCAUCCCAGCUAAGUCACCACUUACGUCACAAGCAGCCAGGAAACAAUUGCCAACAAAACUUUCCCCAAGCUCUCAAAAAGGAUCAAAGUUUAGUGACUCAGAACCAGGAUCAUCGUCGCCUCUAAAAAAGUCCUCCAUCAGAACUGCCCUCGUAGCCAGUGAUUCUCAGGAAGCCUCUAAACCCAGCAGAUUGAGUAGUGGAAGUCACUCGGUUGGAAACAGGUUAAGCCACACUGUGUCUCCUCUGCCUGAACCAAAGAAAGAGAACAGCAGUGUUAUAGCUGAUUCUAAGGCAUCCAUGUCACGGAUUAGAAGAUUAUCUGAACCUAAAAUGGGUAGCAGCCAUCAUGGUACUUCAGUGAAGUCACAAAGUGCUGAAUCAGUAUCAAAGGCAACUUCAGUGAAGUCACGAAGUGCUGAAUCAGUAUCAAAGGCAAAGAUAUCCGUUGCGCCUGAGAGUAAGAAAAUAUCUGCAAUUAUGAACCAUGAUAGGAGCAAAGCUGCAACCCUUCCAGAACUGAAAAUUAGGACAUCCAAAGGACCUGAUGUUGCCCAGAGCAAAUCAGGAGCUAAAGAUACGGCACAGAAGGUUAAUGGAAAUAAGUCUUCUACAACUUCUGAAGGUGCUGAAGUGAAAAGGAAUCAUGAAAAUAAUUUUCAUCAUAGUGACGGAGAUGACAACCCAGUAAUUGAAAAGACCGUUCUGAUGCUAGAAUGUGAGAAGCCGUCUGUUCCAACUGCACAUGCAAAGGAAGGAAAUUUGGGGGCACAAAAUGGACAGUAUGAUAACUUUAAGAUAGGGAAGAAAGUUGAGUUGGUGUCUGAUUAUGCUGUUAUACUUGCUCCAGCUUCAUCACGUAAGAUGGAUAAAAUUGAUGGAGAAUCUUUGGAACACCAAUCCCAAGAGCAACACACUUCUUUUGAGGUCACGACAAAAAAUGCAGACAAAGAACCUCCACAGUUUUUAAGCACCAGUAUUGCUGAAAAACCAUAUCUAGCCCCCUAUGCUCAGGUUUCUUCUUUGGAAGAUCGAUGUACUGGGAAUUCUGAGUAUGGCAGAACUCCACCAAGCUUGGAGAUUGUGACAACAGGCACAGAGUCUGUUACAGCACUUAUAUCUGAGUCUAGAAACUUGAGACUGGAAAAGAUUCCAGAAUCAUUGGAGAAACCUCAAGUAAAGGACUCACCUAAAGGGCUUAGACGGCUGUUGAAGUUUGGAAGAAAGAAUCAUAGCCCAGCAUCAUCUGAGGCAGAUGAUGCUGGGACAAACUCUGUUUCUACUAGUGAAGUACAUACAUUGAAGAAUUUGAUCUCUCAAGACGAAACGCCCACAGCUGGGUCUACUCCUCAAAAGGCUUCUCGCUCGUUCUCCUUGUUAUCACCCUUCCGGGGCAAGACUAGCGAAAAGAAACUUGCAUCAUGAGAAGUGGAUGAUGUAUCUGAAGGUGAGGAACCAGUUUGUAAAUGUAUAUUUUGCGCUAUCUGGAUUGUGAAUUUUUACAAAAAUAAUUGUUGUAAUGUGAAAAAAAAAAAAAAAAAAAACAUAAUUAUUAGUCACAUUAUUGUCAAAAGGUUAUUGUAUAUCACAUUCAUGUUUUAAAUGUUUGAAUGGUGAAUUAUUCUGGAGCUCCA
Molecule: messenger RNA, 4648 nt
Organism: Carya illinoinensis
Lineage: Eukaryota; Viridiplantae; Streptophyta; Magnoliopsida; Fagales; Juglandaceae
Product: COP1-interacting protein 7-like
Exons: 13
Coding region: 456-4439 (1327 amino acids)
Source: RefSeq, a predicted model, not a curated record